CGACGCUCAGUCAGUGGAAGUGUCUAGUGUGAGAAAGGAACCCGAAACAGACAUGAGACUCCUGGCACUCACCCCCCUGCUGCUGCUGGCCUCCGCUCUAGCAGACAAUGACUCCUGGUCCUGGGGCAAGCAGAGGUCCGAGCCUGGAGACCAACUGACUUCCGCCCCCUCCGCCUCUGGCUCCACUUCCGUCACAGUCAUAGAGGACAUUCUAGAGUCUGGCCGAGCGGGCAAGUCCCUGGAGGGGUUCGGCCAGAUCUACGAGGACCCUGAUGUCCAGCAAGCAAUCACAGCUGGCAACGAGACACAGGCCAGACACUACAUCAAGGAGCGACUGUGCGGUCUUGGGCUGAUGGCGUGUGAGUUGGAUGCUGAAGGCAAAUACCUUGCACCUCAAGACCUCAUCUACGCCCAGCCAGUCCACAUCAAACCUGUGGGUCGACCCAUCCCUGCCGUGCCAGUAGGGGGCGCUUCUGUAGGGGGCUACGGUCCCCCACGACCAGUGCCUCUUCCCCCUCGACCAGGUUACGGCCCCCCGCCUCCUCCACUGAGACCUUACCUCAAGAAGCCUAUCUAUGAGCCAGAGGAGAAACCUGUGGUCGUGGUGGGAGGCACAGGUGGUGGAGUACAGACUCAUGUACACCAUCACUACCAUCAUGGAGACAAGGUUGGUCUUACCGGUGUGAUUGACACAACUCUCGACACAGCUCCCUACGGAAGCUAUGGAACUCCUUCCAUCUCCGGACCUCCUCCUCCCGGACCUCUCUAUGGCAACUCCAUCUCUCCCACUGGAGCAGGGGGACUCUACCCUAGUGGAUCUUCCUACGGCAAACCUGACUUCUACAAGAAGCAGCUCAACCUCAAAGGCUCUUACUCUUCUGGAAACGGAUUGACUGGAUCCAGUUCUAGCUACUCGCCUCCUUCCAGCUUCAACCCCAGCAGCAGUUACAAUCCCUCUCAGACCUUCAACACAGCAAGUUCCCUCUAUAGUUCUGGAAGCUCUAACUACAACCCGGGAAGUUCCAACUUCAACUCUGGAAGUUCCAACUUCAACUCUGGAAGUUCCAACUACCCUGGAAGUUCCAACUACAAUCCUGGCAACAGCUACGUCGCUUCUACCAACAAUUACAACCGUUACCCGAACUACGAGAGUCCACGAGUGGACAGUGAUUGUUUCUGCGUCCCGUUCGAUCAGUGCUUGCCUCACGAAAUUGCUCGGAAGGAGGACGGAUACUUCAUCGACCCAAGGACCAACGGUGGUUCUACCAUCGAGGCUUUGGGACCAAACGAUGUUGUGAUCACAGACGGAAAUGGAACCAUGACUGUUGUGACAAAACCUAAGAGAGAGGAUACGGAGAGCAAGAAGGAAACUGAAGAAAAGAAAGAAGAGGAGAAGAAGGAGGAGAAGAAAGAAAGAAGAAGGAGAGAGGCUUCUGAUGACGCUGUGGCAGAAGCAACAGAAACUGAAGAGAGGAAGCACAAACCUCGCAAGUUCGGUCUCGGCGGAGGCGGAGGUGGAGAUGAUGAUUCAGAUUCCGAUGGCUCCGGCCUCAAACUCCGUCCAACUUUCGGUGUUUCCUUUGGUCUUCCCUCUGGAGGAGGAGGAGGUUAUCCUAUUAACCCAUAUGGUCCUAACCCCGCCAUCAACCCUUACUACGGCUCCGUGGGAGGGAACGGUCUAGAUUUAGGACUAGUCAGUGUUAAUCCCCUGCUUUCAGUUCAAGUCACUAAAGAUGAAUACGGUGAAAAGGUCGUUAAACCGUUGGUCAACCUUCACGUAACUCCUAAUCAUGGACUUAUCCAUAAAGUAGGUCAUAUCAUUCAUAAGUUCAAGGAGCCUCACUAUGGAGGUUACCCUGGUGGUUAUCCACCUUAUCUUCAUCAGCAUCAUCACCAACACUACCACUCACCCCCACCCCCUCCAAUCUACCACCACAAGCCCAGCUACUACCCUUACAAGCCUUCGUACGGUCCCCCUCCCAGGCCUUAUUACGAACCUUAUGCCCCAAGCUUCAACAGCUUCAGAACCGAUAACGGACCUUUUGGUUAUGACAAUGACUACAAAGCUUCGUCAUCUUACGAUCCUUCCUAUGUUGAGUCUGACUUCAAACCCUCCCUUCACGGACCUUCUCACUACGACAACAGUUACGCACCCAGUUAUGACGGCCCUGGUUACGAUGGCCCCGGUUAUGAUGGACCCAAUGACUUUCAAGAUGAUUAUUACCGCAGUUCCAACGUUUCUUCCCACGUAAACUUGGGAGCCUCUUCCUCCAAAGAGUCCAAAUCCAACCUAGUCCAGUUCCCCAGCGACCGCAGAGCCGGUGAUAGACAAAAACGUGAAACUUCACAAAACGAAAGUGAGAAGGUACAGCCAGAAAAGCGUCAAGCCUACUACCCUGGUGGUGGAGCUGGUAGGUGUGGCCCCCGCCAAGUAUGUUGUCGGCGCCCCCUUCCCCCCGCCCAGCAGGUCUAUCGCCCUCACAGUCCUCAGUGUGGAGUUAGAAACACCCAGGGUGUCCAUGGUAGGAUCAAGAACCCUGUCUACGUCGAUGGUGACAGCGAGUUUGGAGAAUACCCUUGGCAGGUGGCUAUCCUCAAGAAGGACCCUCAAGAGAGUGUGUAUGUGUGUGGAGGAACCCUCAUCGACCACCAGCACGUCUUAACAGCAGCUCACUGUGUCAAAUCUUACACCAACUUUGACCUCCGUGUGCGGCUGGGAGAGUGGGAUGUGAACCAUGAUGUAGAGUUCUACCCCUACGUAGAGCGAGAUGUCUCGGCUCUCCACGUUCACCCUGAGUUCUACGCGGGGACGUUGUUCAAUGACAUCGCUCUGCUGCGCCUGGACCACCCCGUGGACUUCCAGCAGUCGCCUCACAUCAGUCCGGCCUGUCUGCCUGAGCCUCACUCUGAAUACGCUGGACAUCGCUGCUGGACCACGGGCUGGGGCAAGGACGCCUUCGGUGACUACGGAAAAUACCAGAACAUCCUCAAGGAGGUGGAUGUGCCUGUAGUAUCACAUCAUCAGUGCCAAGCCCAACUACAGCAGACUAGGCUAGGGUAUGACUUCAAGCUGCACCCAGGCUUCAUAUGUGCUGGCGGAGAGGAGGGCAAAGACGCAUGCAAGGGUGACGGUGGUGGUCCGAUGGUAUGUGAGCGAGGAGGUACUUGGCAGCUGGUGGGAGUGGUCAGUUGGGGUAUAGGCUGUGGACAAUACGGAGUGCCAGGAGUCUACGUCAAGGUCGCGCACUACCUCGACUGGAUACGUCAACUGACUGGACGUUUCUGAGGGUCUGCUCAACCACAGCAUAGACAUGCUAGGACACUCCGAAGGGUGUGAAAGAAACAUAUGUGAGGAUUGUUGGACAUUUUUAGAAGCUAAAUAAGCUAUUGCAGGUAGAGAGGUUAUUUUUUAUAUGCUCCUUUAUACACACUGUCAAAGGUUUAUUAAGUGAAAACAAAAGUAUAUUGAUUUUAAAAAUUGAGUAAAUAUCAACAUUACCUAGAAUAACAAACCAUUAGAAUCUAAUGUAAAUAGUUUGGAGGCCCUUAAAGUGCAGUUUAUAAAUUUACUUAGGAUGUCUUUCUUAAAAGUACAGCCAAAGCUAUGUAAGAUAAAACGAUGAUUGAAAUGAUUGAUGAAACUAAAAAGUACUAAAACCUCUCUCCUGGCUUUGUUUUUAUUGCUAACCUUCCCAAAAGGAUUGUAUUAUAAAACUUCUCCCUAAAUUCUUCUACCAGGUUGUGCCUGUUUUGUAAAAUAGCAUUAAUAUAGGCUAAAAAUACAAACUUUGGGUUUCUUGGCAACGCCAUUCGUUUGAAGCUUGUCAAAACAAUGUGAUACGUGAAUGCCCUUUUCAAGAAACCUAGAGAGAAAGUAAUGCAUAUUUCAUGCUGUAUCGGUACUCGUUAGCUUUAGACCAGAAUUUUAUUUUUUGUAUUAUAUUUAUGAGUAAUAUUCUAAUAGAUGUUUUCUAUGUGGACUAUUAUUAAUUUAUUAAUGAUGGUAACUAUUGUGAAUUUAUAAUGAUGGUAACUUUAACUUAUUUAUAAUUCACGUCGUACUUAAU
Messenger RNA from Macrosteles quadrilineatus (aster leafhopper), 4067 nucleotides. RefSeq names its product serine proteinase stubble-like. The record is from RefSeq and is a predicted model, not a curated record. Bases 53 to 3286 code for a protein of 1077 amino acids. The transcript is spliced from 11 exons. Gene Ontology annotation, biological process: proteolysis. Lineage: Eukaryota; Metazoa; Arthropoda; Insecta; Hemiptera; Cicadellidae. Gene Ontology annotation, molecular function: serine-type endopeptidase activity.